CGGCCGGCCCCGCCACGUGGAGAUCAGCCACGUACAGGCGAUGAAGUGGGCGCGCAGACCACUCUUUCGGUUUCUCCUCUAGACUCUGCGGAGUUUCGGUUGGCAGUACUGCAACGCGAUGGGGAUCUCAGGAGAAUCGACAUUCAGCGUCUACGUCAGGCUCGUCAUCAGGCUGAAAGGGCUCGAGGACACGACUACGA
Messenger RNA from Amoebophrya sp. A25, 200 nucleotides. NCBI's taxonomy places the organism in Eukaryota, Dinophyceae, Syndiniales, Amoebophryaceae. The record is from the annotation of a GenBank genome assembly.